Ctenocephalides felis (cat flea) is the source of this 5907-nucleotide messenger RNA. RefSeq lists its product as uncharacterized. The record is from RefSeq and is a predicted model, not a curated record. The transcript has 8 exons. Lineage: Eukaryota; Metazoa; Arthropoda; Insecta; Siphonaptera; Pulicidae. The coding region runs from base 1 to 5907 and encodes 1968 amino acids.
AUGGAAAUAGAUACUGAAAAUCAAACAAAUGAAAAGGAAAAAAAUGGCGCUGUUAAAAUUUGUACGAGUGAAAAUGAAAAACAAAUUGAUGUAAAUGAUAUACCUUUUAAAAUAAACCAAAAUAAGGAUGACCAAGAUUCUAAAACAAUGGAAGCAGAUACUGAAAAUCAAACAAAUGAAAGGAAAAAAAGCGCUGUUAAAAUUUGUACGAGUGAAAAUGAAGUAAAUCAUGAUUCUCGAAAAGAUGCUAACUUAGAUAAAACUCCUAUAAUGGAUAAUGAAAUACAAAUUAAAACACCACAGGAACAAAUUGAUGUAAGCGAUAUACCUUUUAAAAUAAACCAAAAUAAAGAUGACCAAGAUUCUAAAACAAUGGAAGCAGAUACUGAAAAUCAAACAAAUGAAAAGAAAAAAAAUGGCGCUGUUAAAAUUUGUACGAGUGAAAAUGAAGUAAAUCAUUAUUCUCGAAAAGAUGCUAACUUAGAUAAAACUCCUAUAAUGGGUAUACUAAUUAAAACCCAACAGAAACAAAUUCAUGUAAAUGAUAUACCUUUUAAAAUCAACCAGAAUAAGGAUGACCAAGAUUCUAAAACAAUCGAAACAGAUACUGAAAAUCAAACAAAUGAAAAGGAAAAAAAUAGCGCUGUUAAAAUUUGUACGAGUGAAAAUGAAGUAAAUCAUGAUUCUCGAAAUGAUGCUAACUUAGAUAAAGGUCUGAUAAUGGGUAUACUAAUUAAAACCCAACAGAAACAAAUUGAUGUAAACGAUAUACCUUUUAAAAUCAACCAAAAUCAGGAUGACCAAGAUUCUAAAUCAAUGGAAGCAGAUACUAAAAUCAAACAAAUGAACAGGAAAAAAAUGGCGCUGUUAAAAUUUGUACGAGAACAAAUUGAUGUUAACGAUAUGCCUUUUAAAAUAAACCAAAAUAAAGAUGACCAAGAUUCUAAAACAAUGGAAGCAGAUACUGAAAAUCAAACAAAUGAAAAGAAAAAAAAUGGCGCUGUUAAAAUUUGUACGAGUGAAAAUGAAGUAAAUCAUUAUUCUCGAAAAGAUGCUAACUUAGAUAAAACUCCUAUAAUGGAUUCUAAAAUAAUGGAAGUAGAUAUUGAAAAUCAAACAGAAGAAAAGAACAAAAAUUGUGCAUAUAGAACCUGUACGAACGAAAAUGAAGUAUAUCACGUUUCUCAAGAAGAUGCUGUCCUGGAUAAAACUCCAAUAAGGAAAAUAAUCAGUUUUACCCCACAGGAAAAUAUCGAUAUAAACGAUGUCAUAAACUUGGAUUAUAAUAAUGGCUUGUCGAAUACCAUGUCACCUUAUAAAAUUUACCAAAAUAAAGAUGUCCAACACCCUAAAAUAAUGGAAGUAGAUACCGAAAAUCGAACAGAUGAAAAGGAAAAAAAUGACAGGUCUAGAACCUGUACGAUCGAAAAUGAAGUAAACCAUGAUUUUCGCGAAGAUGGUGCCCUAGAUAAAAUCCUAACAAGGAAAAUAUUCAGUACUACUCCACAUGAAGAUAGUGAUGUAAAUGACGCCACUAACAUUGAAUAUUAUAAUGGUUUAUCGCAUAAUAUAUCACCUCAUGAACUCUGCCAAAAUAAGGAUAUUCAAGACACUAACAUAACGGAAGUAAUUACUGAAAAUCGAACAGAUAAAAAGAAAAACAAUGAUGAUAUCUAUACUAAUGCAAAUGAAAAGAAAUAUGAUUCUAGAGGAGAUGUUUCUACAAAUGCGAAUGAAAAAAACUAUUUAGAAAAAAAUGUUACAAAAAAAUCAGGUGUUGCGAAAAAACUCAUUUACAUCUGUUCGCCAAAAAUGAAAAGAAAUGCUAUUAAAUUCAAUGACUCAGAUACGAAUAUGCCAUUUCAUGGCCAGAUUAUGAUAAAACAAGGUGAUGACAUAUUAUCAAAUGAAUAUCUUAAAACAAUCAAGUGGAAUGACAAUGAGUGUAAUUACAAUGAUAUGCCAUAUAAAGAUUUUUUGGGUGUUUUAAGUGCUCUUACACCAGAAGAAUUUACAGCAUAUCAGAGACUCGCUGAUGAAGCAGAAUCAGAAUUAGAUGAUGAAAGCCACUCAGAAUUUAAAAACGAUUUAUCAAACAUAUCUGUAAUGAAAUCACACAAAACAUCAGCAAAUUUACCAAAAUUAAAUAAACACACAACUGUUGCUCUAAAACAAUUAGAGCAAAAUUUCACUGAACAAAGGAAAAUAAAGCUAUCAGUCAAGACAAUUCAAAUAAGAAAGAAGAAAAUAAAAAAACAUUUGGCGCCGAUUACUACAGAAAAUGAUGAAAGUAUCGUUUCAACGCCUGGUUAUACACUGGAUAAUGGAACAAAUGUUACUGGUAACUUCACCAAAUCGAACAAAAAAGAAAAUAAUAUUACUCAAGACAAAACGACUAGGAAAGAAGAAAAUAAAAAGUAUAAGACGCCACUGCAUAUUGGAACGAAAGUUAUUGAUAAUAUUACCAAAUCGAACAAUAAACAAAAUAAUACUAUCAGUCAAGACAAUUCAAAUAGGAAAGAAGAAAAUAAAGAACAUUUGGCGCCAAGUACUACAGAAAAUGAUGAAAAUAUCGUUUCAACGCAUGGUUAUACACUGGAUAAUGGAACAAAAGUUACUGGUAACUUCACCAAAUCGAACAAAAAAGAAAAUAAUACCAUUACUCAAGACAAAACGAUUAGGAAAGAAGAAAAUAAAAAGCAUAAGACGCCACUAAAUAUUGGAACGAAAGUUAUUGAUAAUAUUACCAAAUCGAACAAUAAAGAAAAUAAAGCUAUCAGUCAAGACAAUUCAAAUAAGAAAGAAGAAAAUAAAAAACAUUUGGCGACGAUUACUACAGAAAAUGAUGAAAGUAUCGUUUCAACGCCUGGUUAUACACUGGAUAAUGGAACAAAAGUUACUGGUAACUUCACCAAAUCGAACAAAAAAGAAAAUAAUACCAUUACUCAAGACAAAACGACUAGGAAAGAAGAAAAUAAAAAGCAUAAGACGCCACUGAAUAUUGGAACGAAAGUUAUUGAUAAUAUUACCAAAUCGAACAAUAAAGAAAAUAAAGCUAUCAGUCAAGACAAUUCAAAUAAGAAAGAAGAAAAUAAAAAACAUUUGGCGCCGAUUACUACAGAAAAUGAUGAAAGUAUACUUUCAACGCCUGGUUAUACACUGGAUAAUGGAACAAAUGUUACUGGUAACUUCACCAAAUGGAAUAAAAAAGAAAAUAAUACCAUUACUCAAGACAAAACGACUAGGAAAGAAGAAAAUAAAAAACCUAAGACGCCACUGAAUAAUGGAACAAAUGUUACUGGUAACUUCACCAAAUCGAAUAAAAAAGAAAAUAAUACCAUUACUCAAGACAAAACGACUAGGAAAGAAGAAAAUAAAAAACCUAAGACGCCACUGAAUAAUGGAACGAAAGUUAUUGAUAAUAUUAUCAAAUUGAACAAUAAAGAAAAUAAAACUAUCAGUCAAGACAAUUCAAAUAAGAAAGAAGAAAAUAAAGAACAUUUGGCGCAGAUUACUACAGAAAAUGAUGAAAAUAUCGUUUCAACGCCUGGUUAUACACUGGAUAAUGAAACAAAAGUUACUGGUAACUUCACCAAAUCGAACAAAAAAGAAAAUAAUACCAUUACUCAAGACAAAACGACUAGGAAAGAAGAAAAUAAAAAGCAUAAGACGCCACUGAAUAUUGGAACGAAAGUUAUUGAUAAUAUUACCAAAUCGAACAAUAAAGAAAAUAAAGCUAUCAGUCAAGACAAUUCAAAUAAGAAAGAAGAAAAUAAAAAACAUUUGGCGCCGAUUACUACAGAAAAUGAUGAAAGUAUACUUUCAACGCCUGGUUAUACACUGGAUAAUGGAACAAAUGUUACUGGUAACUUCACCAAAUGGAAUAAAAAAGAAAAUAAUACCAUUACUCAAGACAAAACGACUAGGAAAGAAGAAAAUAAAAAACCUAAGACGCCACUGAAUAAUGGAACAAAUGUUACUGGUAACUUCACCAAAUCGAAUAAAAAAGAAAAUAAUACCAUUACUCAAGACAAAACGACUAGGAAAGAAGAAAAUAAAAAACCUAAGACGCCACUGAAUAAUGGAACGAAAGUUAUUGAUAAUAUUAUCAAAUUGAACAAUAAAGAAAAUAAAACUAUCAGUCAAGACAAUUCAAAUAAGAAAGAAGAAAAUAAAGAACAUAUGGCGCAGAUUACUACAGAAAAUGAUGAAAAUAUCGUUUCAACGCCUGGUUAUACACUGGAUAAUGUAACAAAAGUUACUGGUAACUUCACCAAAUCGAACAAAAAAGAAAAUAAUACCAUUACUCAAGACAAAAAGACUAGGAAAGAAGAAAAUAAAAAGCAUAAGACGCCACUGAAUAUUGGAACGAAAGACAAUUCAAAUAGGGAAGAUGAAAAUAAAGAACAUAUGGCGCAGAUUACUACAGAAAAUGAUGAAAAUAUCGUUUCAACGCCUAGUUAUAUUCUGGAUAAUGGAACGAAAGUUAUUGAUAACAUCACCAAAUCGAACAAUAAAAAAAAUAAUACUAUCAGUCAGGACAAUUCAAAUAGGGAAGAUGAAAAUAAAAAACAUAUGAUGCCACUUACUACAGAAAAGGAUGAAAGUAUGGUUUCAACGCCUAGUUAUACAAUGAAAAAUGAAAUGGAAAUCACUCAAGGCAAAUCGGCUAGGAAAGAAGGAAAUAAAAAGCAAAUGACACCAAUGAAUAAUGGAAGGGAAGUUAUUGAUAACAUCACCAAAUCGACCAAAAAAGAAGAAAAUAGAAAGAAUAUGUCGCCACUGAAAAAUGGAACGAAAGUUAUUGAUAUCAUCAUCAAAUCGAAUAAUAAAGAAAAUAAUACUGAUACUGUUGUCAAAUCAAACAAAAAAGAAGAAUCGGAUUUAAAUAUUGUUUAUGGCAAAUUAAAAUACAAUAAUAAUUACAGCGCAAAGCGCGAAAUAUAUGUUGACAAUGGCGAUCAGAAAGAUAUGGAAGAUACAGAAGAAAUCAAGAAAUUUUAUGAUGAUAAUGAAGACCUUUUUAAAGAUUAUAAUCCUACGGAAACAAAUAAAGAUGAUAGAGUAAUUAAUCCCGAGAAAGAAUCUAAUUUGCACGCACAACAAAUUAAAUCAGGGCAAAAUACCACUCUUCAUAAAAACAGUUUGUCUUCCAAUUAUUCUGCCGAUUCUAUGGAUAGCUUUCAAAGAUUAUCAAGGAAUUCAGCAAGUGCGGUACAACAAAAUAAGACAACAAAUGCGGAAGAAUCAAUUGCAUUUGCAGAAAAUUCUGAACAGCCAGCCCAUACGGGUCUAUUACCAUUAGUGAUCAGCGAAGAAUUACGUAAACAUGGCGAUGAUGAUGAGUGGAAAGAGCAAAUGAUAAAAAAUAUAACUGACCAAAUCGAUACGGGGCGUCUUAAAGUUAGUGGAAACAGAUGGCCAUUAAAGCUGAGAGCAAUGAAAAAUGAUAAACUCAAUAAACUCAAAAAUAAGAAAAAAGGCUUUUCCAGAACGCAAGCAAAUUCUGUAAUCGGUAUAGAAAAAAACAAGUUCCUUAAACAAUUUGAUGAAAUGCUCUUUCAUAAUAACACAGCUGUCUUCACUGAAAGUAUGCAAUUAAGCUCAGAUGGCACAACUACUAUUGAAUAUCAGCCAAAUAUACCACUCAAUUUUCCAGUUACGAAAAUUGAAAAGUACAUAAACCACGCCGAAGAAAAGACAAAUGCAGGAAAUGAUCAUAGAAAUAAAAGCAUUAUUAUAAUGGAACAAGCUAGUAAACAAAAUUCUAACUUGCAACAAAGUAUAGAUGUAAUAAAUCCAACGACUCUCAGAAGUAAUGAACUCGCUAGUGAUGAUUUAAUUCGUCAAGAAAAUGAAACACGAAUUGACACGCCAGAUUUCAUAGAAGUUUUAGUCCAGAAUUAA